Messenger RNA from Dipodomys ordii (Ord's kangaroo rat), 5492 nucleotides. RefSeq names its product ADAM metallopeptidase with thrombospondin type 1 motif, 3 (gene Adamts3). Bases 45 to 3623 code for a protein of 1192 amino acids. Gene Ontology annotation, cellular component: extracellular matrix. Gene Ontology annotation, molecular function: metalloendopeptidase activity. Gene Ontology annotation, biological process: extracellular matrix organization; proteolysis. NCBI's taxonomy places the organism in Eukaryota, Metazoa, Chordata, Mammalia, Rodentia, Heteromyidae. The transcript is spliced from 22 exons. The record is from RefSeq and is a predicted model, not a curated record.
GGGAUUUGCUUUGCCCAGUAGUUGAAAAGUGAACUCGACUCGGGAUGGUUCUCCUGUCACUUUGGUUGCUAGCAGCCGCUCUGGUAGAGGUUAGGACUGCAGCGGAUGGACAAGCUGGUUCUGAAGAAAUCCUGCCGAUAGAUUUGCCAAUAAAAGGACAGAAAGAAUAUGAGCUGGUGACUCCAUUCAGCACAAAUGUAGAAGGACAUUAUGUUUCCCAUAUUCUUUCUGCAAAUCAUAAAAAGAGGUCAACGAGGGAUGUGUCUUCCAACUCUGAGCAGUUGUUCUUUAACAUCACAGCAUUUGGAAAAGAUUUUCAUCUGCGACUAAAGCCUAACACUCAAUUAAUUGCUCCUGGGGCUGUAGUAGAAUGGCACGAGACAUCUCCAGUGCCUGGGAAUAUAACUGGCCACUUACAUGAUGAUCAGCCUGGAAAUGCUGCAGAAACAAUCUGGAGAACAGAGCCCUUGCAGACCAACUGUGCUUAUGUUGGUGACAUUGUGGACAUUCCAGGAACUUCUGUUGCCAUUAGCAACUGUGAUGGUCUGGCUGGAAUGAUAAAAAGUGGAAAUGAAGAGUAUUUCAUUGAGCCCUUGGAAAGAGGCAAGCAGAUGGAGGAGGAAAGAGGAAGGAUUCAUGUUGUCUACAAGAGAUCAGCAGCCCAGCAGGCUCCCCUGGACAUGUCUGGAGAUUUCUACCCUAGAGAGUCUGCUUUAGAAGGCCUUGAGGAUCUAGGCAAAGCGUAUAGCAGCAUUGGCCAGCAGCUGAAUGAGACACUACGCCACCGCAGACACUCAGGAGAAAACAAUUACAACAUCGAGGUGCUGCUGGGAGUGGAUGACUCUGUAGUCCGUUUCCAUGGCAAAGAACAUGUACAGAACUACCUCCUCACCCUGAUGAACAUUGUGAACGAAAUUUACCACGAUGAGUCCCUUGGCGUGCAUAUCAACGUGGCCUUGGUGCGCAUGAUAAUGCUGGGCUAUACAAAGUCCAUCAACCUCAUAGAAAGGGGAAACCCAUCCAGAAGUUUGGAAAAUGUGUGUCGCUGGGCUUACCAGCAACAAAAACCAGAUCCCAACCACUCUGAACACCAUGAUCAUGCCAUUUUCUUAACCAGGCAAGACUUUGGACCUGCUGGAAUGCAAGGAUAUGCUCCAGUCACAGGCAUGUGUCAUCCAGUGAGAAGUUGUACCCUGAAUCAUGAGGAUGGUUUUUCAUCAGCUUUUGUAGUAGCCCAUGAAACUGGCCAUGUGUUGGGAAUGGAGCAUGACGGACAAGGCAACAGGUGUGGUGAUGAGACCGCCAUGGGCAGCGUCAUGGCUCCCUUGGUACAAGCUGCCUUUCAUCGCUACCACUGGUCUCGGUGCAGUGGUCAGGAACUAAAGAGAUACAUCCAUUCCUAUGAUUGUCUCCUGGAUGAUCCUUUCGAACAUGAUUGGCCCAAACUCCCAGAACUUCCUGGAAUAAAUUAUUCUAUGGAUGACCAAUGUCGCUUUGAUUUUGGUGUUGGUUACAAGAUGUGUACUGCGUUCCGAACCUUUGACCCAUGUAAACAACUAUGGUGCAGCCAUCCUGACAAUCCCUACUUUUGUAAGACUAAAAAGGGACCCCCACUAGAUGGGACCGAAUGUGCUGCUGGAAAAUGGUGCUAUAAAGGUCACUGCAUGUGGAAGAAUGCUAAUCAGCAAAAACAAGAUGGCAACUGGGGGUCAUGGACCAAAUUUGGCUCUUGUUCCCGAACAUGUGGAACUGGUGUUCGUUUCAGAACACGCCAGUGCAAUAAUCCCACGCCCAUCAAUGGUGGUCAGGAUUGUCCUGGUGUUAAUUUUGAGUACCAGCUUUGUAAUACAGAAGAAUGCCAGAAACACUUCGAGGACUUCAGGGCCCAGCAGUGCCAGCAGCGUAACUCCCACUUUGAAUACCAGAAUAGCAAACACCACUGGUUGCCUUACGAACAUCCUGAAUCCAAGAAAAGAUGCCAUCUUUAUUGUCAAUCCCGAGAGACAGGAGAUGUUGCGUAUAUGAAGCAGCUGGUACAUGAUGGCACGCACUGCUCCUACAAGGACCCGUAUAGUAUCUGUGUGCGAGGAGAGUGUGUGAAAGUGGGCUGUGAUAAGGAAAUUGGUUCAAACAAGAUUGAAGAUAAAUGUGGGGUCUGUGGUGGAGAUAAUUCCCACUGUCGCACUGUGAAGGGGACAUUUACCAGGAUACCCAGGAAGCUUGGGAAGACAAGAGGCGCUUUCACUUUACCCAAAGGAGCUCGUAAUAUUUCUCUUGCUGAAACAAGAGAAGCUAAAAAUGUACUGGCUAUUAAGAAUCAGGCUACAGGUCACUACAUUUUAAAUGGCAAAGGGGAGGAGGCCAAGUCCCGAACAUUUAUAGAUCUUGGUGUGGAAUGGGAUUACAGCAUUGAGGACGACAUUGAGACUCUUCACACUGAUGGGCCCUUACAUGAUCCUGUCAUGGUUCUGAUUAUACCUAAAGAGAAUGAUACCCGCUCCCGCUUGACGUAUAAGUAUAUCAUCCAUGAAGACUCCGUGCCUACAAUUAACAGCAACAAUGUCAUUCAGGAAGAAUUAGAUACUUUUGAGUGGGCUUUGAAGAGUUGGUCUCAGUGCUCCAAACCCUGUGGUGGAGGUUUCCAGUACACUAAAUACGGAUGCCGGAGGAAAAGUGAUAAUAAAAUGGUUCAUCGUAGCUUCUGUGAGGCCAGCAAAAAGCCAAAACCCAUUAGACGAAUGUGCAAUAUUCAGGAAUGCACACAUCCACUCUGGAUUGCAGAAGAGUGGGAACAUUGCACCAAAACCUGUGGCAAUUCUGGCUACCAGAUCCGCACCGUACGCUGCCUCCAGCCACUCCAUGAUGGCACCAACCGCUCUGUGCACAGCAAGUACUGUGUGGGUGAUCGUCCUGAGAGCCGCCGGCCCUGUAACAGAGGGCCUUGCCCGGCCCAGUGGAAAACCGGGCCUUGGAAUGAGUGUUCAGUGACCUGCGGUGAGGGAACAGAGGUGAGGCAGGUGCUGUGCAGGGCUGGAGACCAAUGCGACGGGGAAAAGCCCGAGUCUGUCAGAGCCUGUCAGCUACCUCCCUGCAAUGAUGAGCCAUGUUUGGGAGACAAGUCCAUAUUCUGUCAAAUGGAGGUGCUGGCCCGAUACUGUUCGAUUCCAGGUUAUAAGAAGUUGUGUUGUGAGUCGUGCAGCAAGCGCAGCAGCACCUUGCCACCACCCUACCUUGGAGAAGCUGCUGCAACUCACGAUGAUUCUAUCUUCAGUUCGAGUGACCUCUCAAAAUCUCUAGUGAUGCCUACACCUUUGGUUCCUUACUAUUCAGAGACCCCUGCUGAGAAAAAGUCUUUGGGAAGUCCACACGCACAUGCUGCUUUCAGCAGACCUGAUGGUGCUAACUCACCCCAGCGAGGAGCACAGCAGGCUGGAAGUAAGACUCUGACCCUGGUCUCAGAACCAUCCUCCUCAUCCACCAAGGGUGCUGGCCACCUUGAUUCUGCUUCACAGGUGGCUGCUGCAUCCUUCCUUGACAUCAGUGAUUCCACAGGUGCUUCUUCUCAGGCAAGAACCUCAAAGAAAGAUGACAAGAUAAUCAGGUUGCCUGUUUUAGAAAGAUGAGAAGAUAGAUCUCGAAACCUGGACAACCUCUCUCUCUGCAUGGUGCAUACAGCUUGUUCAAAGUGGGAAUCUCCAUAGAUGGUUUACUUUUAUCGGUUAAAUGGAAGUACAUAAAGUGCUGGUUCACUUUCUCGUGGCUUUUAUCCUCCCUUUUUAUUCUGCAUUGACUCAUAUCACCAGAAUUCAUCGGAAGAAAGGACCAAAGAUAUGUUCACAAAAAGACAGUGUAUUGCGGAGUCUGGUGGCUGCUCUCUAGAAGGGACUGGAACCAAUUGUGCAUAUCAGCUGAUUUUUUUAAUGCCAACGGUUUACACCUCAAGAAAUUUUGGAAAUAGUGCAAAGAAUUGUUAGACUUGUAUUCCUAUUUAUCUAUAUUAGAAAUAUUGUAUGGGCAAAUUUGCAGCUGUUGUGUAAAUACUGUAUAUUGCAGAAAUCAGUAUUAUUUUAAAGAGAUGUUCUUGAAUGAUUGUUUACUAUCUUACAUUUCUGGAUGUUCUAGGUGCCUGCCAUUGAGUAUUGCCUUAUUUGACAUUCCAUAGGUUGAUUUUUUUCAAAGCAGAAUAUUAUGAAGAAGUUAGAAUUACAGCUACUGACAAUAUAAGAAGCUUUGUUGUAUGGUUUUUGUUGAAUCAACAAUGUGAUACUUAAAUUAUAGAAAAAGCAGAGAACUGAAAGAUAAACAGAUCUCAUCUAUUCCCUAUUGUUGCUACAACUAAAACACAAAACCCAGGAUUGAUAAUAAUUAGAGCAGUAAAUGAACCUUUACAAGACAAAUGGUCUUGCCAGGACCUCAUUUUGCACCCUUGUGAUUUUUUUAAUUUUCCUAUUGCUGAUAUACAAACGCUUAUCCUUUUGAGUAGCUGAGAAAAAUAUCAGACUAGAAGUGACAGUGCUUUGAAAGCAGGUUCAAGGAAGUAUUCGUUAAUGGUUGAAAUAAUUUAUUUUCUGCAUGGUUCAUAUCCAAAUAUUCACAACCACAAUGCAUCCGACUGCAAUAAUGUGCUAGUAAUUUAUGUCAGUGAUCACCUUGCUCACAGUGAAGCCAGAAAUGCUCUCUCCAGGGAGUAGAUGUAAAGUACUUGUACAUAGAAUACAAAACGGAAAAUAUUUAUUAAAAGUUGAUUUUUUUCUUGAUAGUAUUUUUAUGUACUAAAUAUUUACACUAGUAACAAAGAAAUAUUUUGGUAAACUAGAGAGAGAAUUUUCUGUGCCAUAGAGGAGAAAUUAAUGCAAAGCCUAUCACCACAGCCAAUUCAAAGCUAAAAAUCAAUUUAAUCUCAUGUAAACAAACCUUUUUUUGCCUUUUUUUUAAAGUAGUCCAUGCAAAGCUGUUUCCCUUGAUGGAAACAUAAAAUAGGAAUUCAGCUACAGCUAUGUCUUUAAUGAACAGUGAAUUAGAAACAUUUUAAGGUGUAUGAAAGAUAAAUAUUCCACAAAUGACACGUAAAGUGUCCUAAGCAGAAGGUUCGAAGACAAUAUUUGUAAACUAUAAACAUAUUAACCUGUCAAAGCACAGAUGUUCAAGGACUUCUACAUUUUGCUAGUAAACAGCCUCAAACAUUGAUUCUAUACCUCUAAAAUGAAUCGCUGCUACUUUGUAAAACACAUUGGGUGAAUUCCAGAUAGUAAAACAAUCCCUGAGCCUUGAAGUUAUUUUCCCCCCCUAAGAGUAUUACCAGAAUGAGAUUCUCUCUAGUUUACUUGCAUGUGCAUAAGUCUAGUCCACAGGGACUAUGAAGAUGGUCAAACACACACACCUCCCAUAAAGAUGGACAGAUUUAUUCUACUUCUGACCUAUGAGCUUUCUCUUCUACUAAGCUAAAAAAUUACUUUCCAUCGAAGUGUACACUACUGAUGCUGUUUGUUGUA